GAAUUACCAGAGAGCAGCUUCAAACCAUCAAAAACAAUUACCAGAGAACAGCUCCAAAUUCACCAAAAAAAAUUACCAGGUCACAACUCCAAACCCACUGAAAAAAUUACAAGAGAAAAGCUCCAAGCUUGUCGAAUGAAAUGCCAGAGAACAGCUCCAAAUCUGGCGAAUUACCAGAGAAAGCUCCAAACCCGCGAAGAAAAUUACCAGAGAACAGCUUCAAAAUUUCUAAAAAACCUACCAGAGAACAACUCCAAAUCUGGUGAAGAAAAUUACAAGAGAAAAUCUCCAAACCCGGCAAAGAAACUAGAAGCUGAAGCCGAAUUAGAAAAAUUAUCAGAAAUCAGAAACCUACCAGAGAACAGUUCCAAAUCUGGCAAAGAAAUUGCUAAAGAAAGCUCCAAACCUGGCGAAGAAAAUUACCAAAAAAAAGCCCAAACCUGUGAAGAGAACAGCUCCAAACCCGGCAAAGAAAAUUAUGAAAGAAACCCGGCGAAGAAAAUAGAAGCUGAAGCCGAAUUAGAGUAG
Molecule: messenger RNA, 528 nt
Organism: Dentiscutata heterogama
Lineage: Eukaryota; Fungi; Glomeromycota; Glomeromycetes; Diversisporales; Gigasporaceae
Source: the annotation of a GenBank genome assembly